AUGGCUAGUGAAAAUAUGACGGAUUAUGAUAACAGAGUUGUUGAUAGCGACACUGGUUUGCAGGACGCUAUCUCUGAGCUUAAACUGAAAGUAGCGGAAGGGAACAUUCUACUAGCUGUUGAUUGUGAGGGGAAUUCGUUGAGCAGAAAGGGAGCCCUUACCAUCAUCACAGUAGCAACUGAAGAGAAGGUCUACAUAUUUGAUGUGCAGAAAUUAGGACAAACCACAUUCAGCAGUGGACUUGGCGAAAUCCUUGAAGACGAAUCUCGUAAGAAGUUGAUGUUUGAUUGUCGACAAGACUCCGACGCGCUUUGGCAUCAGUUUAAGGUAAAAUUGAGCGGAGUUUUGGACCUUCAGCUGCUUGAAGUCAUCUAUCGCCGUGAAAACCCGUCAGCUUCCACAACUAACACUGCGCAGUCUCCCUCCAAGAAUAAACGUGGAGGUCAUCGCAAUCGUCGGAGUCAGCGAACAGAUGAAGUAGAGAAGAUAUAUGGGUUUGGUCGUUGCAUUGAGUUGUACCUCCAAGACGAAAAGUUGAUCAAAAUAAAGGAUAAGGGAAGAGAGUUGUUAGAGGAGGAUGAUGAACUGUGGACGAAGAGACCAUUGACGGAUGAACUCAUCCAGUACUGCGUUGUGGAUACAAUGGUCAUGUUCAGAUUGUACAACAAGAUGAAGGAUGUCAACGGUGGAGAGCAGGCCCGCCUACGAGUGGCAUCCAAAAAGUAUGUUGACCUGUAUCGAGGCAAAACGGAAAGAUCUUUCGAUGAAUAUGAAACGAAUGGCUACCUUCCUCUCGAUAUCAUCCCUUGA
Molecule: messenger RNA, 810 nt
Organism: Porites evermanni
Lineage: Eukaryota; Metazoa; Cnidaria; Anthozoa; Scleractinia; Poritidae
Source: the annotation of a GenBank genome assembly